AUGGAUGAAAUUGGUACUUUUUCUACCUCAAAUUUAGCAGAUGUGAUGGAGAUAAAGGAGUUCCACUCCUUUAGGAUGGUACACAGGAUAAUUAAGAAGAGAAUAAUGACCAAAGUCAAUCGCCAUAUUUUGGAAGGAGAGCUGAGCUAUCAUGCUCCAAGGAUUGCUAUUAAGGAUAUCGUAUGGUGCCUUGAUGAACUCCUGUUCCAAAAUAACAUGGGCCUCAAAGGAGUGGAGAAUAAGGAUGAUGUACCACUAGAUGAGGAAGAUGAACCAAUCCCUCCUUCAUUUGACACUUACUGCAUAAAUAAAAUCGGAGUAAAGAGGACGAUCAAGAUUCAAAAAUUAGAAGACACUCAGCCAACUCUUGAGGUAGCUUCACAGACCAAGACUGUUGAGUCUGCCCUGAGCCUCCUACGUAGAGGUUUCAAGAAGAAAGCUAAUAUAAACAAUAGAAGGUAACUUUCUGAAUCUCA
Molecule: messenger RNA, 476 nt
Organism: Moneuplotes crassus
Lineage: Eukaryota; Ciliophora; Spirotrichea; Euplotida; Euplotidae
Source: the annotation of a GenBank genome assembly